AUGCCUCGGGAUAUGAACAAGCUUCGUAGUAGCUUUUGGUUGCAAGGACAUCAACCCACAGUCACCGAAGCCCUAUACGCAGAAGGACGCUGCACAAGAUGUCGCAGUUCUAGACUGAUCAAGGCGGGAUUGCGCACGCAAGAACAAGUAUUGCGUUCGGCCAGCAGUCCUCAAAUACGGUCCAACACCACAGUCCACAAGCAUAUCCACACGCAUCCACCGCGGACAAACUCCGCCUCCACCGCGCGACUGCCCGAAGCAGCUCGAAUAUCCAGCGGCAAUGACAUAAAUCCAUUCCGCCCGCGGUCCCUCGACAUCCAGUCUCUGCCACCGGGCAUGAAUCGUCUGCUCGCUCCUCGAUGGACAGCAGCAAGACUGGUGGCCGUUCCUCGCCCAUCGGCAACAUCAUACCUCUUCCGAACAUUCACCAACAGCAGCGGAGGCCGCAACAAUGACCUCGACGAAGAAGAGCUGAAAGCCGCUCGUCAAUGGCUGCAAAAGCUAGACGCGGAUACGAUCCCGCGGGACUUGUGUGAAGUCAGCUUCAGCCGGUCCAGUGGACCGGGAGGACAGAAUGUGAACAAAGUCUCCUCAAAAGCUACCCUCCGCAUCCCUCUCUCCUCCCUCCUCCCUCGUCUCCCCUCCCUGCUCCACGAUCCACUCCUGCGCUCCCGCUACCACGCGCCCUCCUCCUCCAGUCUGGUAAUCCAAGCCGACGACUCACGGAAACAAGCCGACAAUGCGAAUGCUUGCUUCCAAAAGCUGCACGAGUUGAUUGUUCAAGCAGGAAGGGAGACUGUACCCGGUGAGACGUCGCCGGAGCAGGUGAAGAGGGUGGAGAUGUUGCAGAAGAAGGAGGCGCAGGGACGGAGGAGGUUGAAGGAGAAGUUGAGCGGGAAGAAAAAGCUGCGGUUCAGCCGAGUGGAAGGACUUGGUCAGGACUCGUGCACCAACGGUGCAGCGUCCGUCUAG
Molecule: messenger RNA, 972 nt
Organism: Zymoseptoria tritici IPO323
Lineage: Eukaryota; Fungi; Ascomycota; Dothideomycetes; Mycosphaerellales; Mycosphaerellaceae
Exons: 4
Coding region: 1-972 (323 amino acids)
Biological process (GO): mitochondrial translational termination
Cellular component (GO): mitochondrial large ribosomal subunit
Molecular function (GO): translation release factor activity
Source: RefSeq, a predicted model, not a curated record